ACAAAAUGUAUUCGACUCUUGCUCUUGGUUCUUCCUAUGAGCUUGUCUGUUUUGUCGACAUCAAAGGCCAUAAAUGCUCUUCAAGCUCAACCUUCAACUCUCUAGCCUUGGAUACCUUGGGUGCAGUCAUUGUUGAAACUGGAGGAUGUAUUGCCAGCUUUAUCUUUUCAAGCAUUGCCACCCUUGCAAAACUCCACUAUAACACCAAAAGCCUGCAGAAUGAAAUAGAGAAACUUGAUGCACAAGAAGAGGAUGUCAGAUGAGCUGAAACAGAAGGGAAAUGUCCAGCUGCACAAGUCAAAGGAUUGCUUAUCAAGGUUGAGGAGAUUGAAGGAGAAGUACAGCCGAUGCUAGAAAAGGCUGCUAGGAUUGCUGUCCAAGGAUGCAGUUCAAGCUGUAACAUUCUUCCCCGGUACCAGCUCAGCAGACGUAUGGCAAAGAAGCGUGUUGAGGUGAAGCAUCUGAUAGAUACAUGCAAUUUUGAUACUGUUGUUACUCACAAGAAGUCUCCUGUAAGAGCAGUUGAGAAACAACAAGGACCAUCUCUUGCUGGUCAGAGAGAAGCAGUAGAGAUGAUAGAAAGACUAAUGGAAUUCCUGAAGGGGCAUGAAAAUAAGAGGAUAGCUGUCCGGGGCAUGGGAGGAGUGGGGAAAACUACGAUGAUCAGAAUCCUGAACAACAAGCUUGAGUCAUCCUCCUUGACGGAAGAACUAGAUAUUGUCAUCUGGGUCACAGUAUCAAAGGACUUGGAUUUUGAAAAGGUUCAAUCUGAAAUAGCCAAGAGAUUGAACUUAGAAUUGGAUGGGAACAAUACCAUAGAGGAAAGGGCUAAGAAACUGCUUCAAAGAUUGAUGAAGAAAAAGUUCCUCCUGAUUCUAGAUGAUGUUUGGGAGCAAAUUGAUUUGGACAUUCUGGGUGUUCCACAGGAUGAUGACCAAGCCAACUGCAAGAUUCUUUUGACAACUCGAUCCCUCGAUGUGUGCAAGGCAAUGACCAAUGAAGAGAUCAAGCUGGACGUUCUAAAUGAAGAACCAAAUGGAAUGAGUAAGCUACAUAAUCUGGGAGAACUAAAUUUGUCCCGCACACACCACCUAGAAACAAUUGAGUCUGGUACAAUUUCAGGAUUGCAAAGCCUGGAGUCAUUGGACAUGUCUUUCAGUGAAUAUAAGUGGGAUGCCAGAUGUAAUAUAGAAGAUGGGAGAGCAGCAUUCGAUGAGAUACUCACCCUGGAGAAGCUAUCAAUUGUUAAAAUAAGACUAGACAAGCAAGUCAUUCUCAGAGGAGUUGACCUCAUGGGAAGAGGGCUUAAAGGGUUGUUGUGCACUGCAACUGCCUUGGAUCUGGUUAUACGUGAAGGCAAGAGUGCAUUUUCUGAACUGGCCGUCAACAAUAGUUUGUCUGGACUGAAAAGCUUAAAGUCACUCACUAUAUCGAAGUGUGAUUGCAUCACUAGUUUGAAAAGUGGAGAGAACAUUAAGACGAUGCGUUGGAUGGUUAAAAUUAUAGAAGUGGUGGACUGUAAAAACCUGAAGACACUCAUAUCCUUUGCUUUACUUCAACAGGUUAAAAACCUUGAAGAGGUCAGGGUAAGAAAAUGUAGCAGAAUGAAACAUAUCAUUUCAGGAGAAGUGUCCACGGAAAUGAUCUCAAAGCCAAGAGUCAUAGAACUGAGAGAUUUGACCAUGUUAACGACUAUUUGUUCAAGGGUACCUGCUUGGCCCUCUUUGUAG
Molecule: messenger RNA, 1730 nt
Organism: Theobroma umbraticum
Lineage: Eukaryota; Viridiplantae; Streptophyta; Magnoliopsida; Malvales; Malvaceae
Source: RefSeq, a predicted model, not a curated record